CCAGAGGCAAGACCAACCAAGAUGAGUGACCUGGGAGCUGUCAUUUCCCUCCUCCUCUGGGGCCGACAGCUUUUUGCAUUGUACUCAGGCAGUGAUGUCACGGAUAUCCCAGAUGACAGCUUCCUGAAGCCCCCUAUGAUCGCAAAUGGCUACGUGGAGCACUCGGUUCGCUACCAGUGUAAGAACUACUACAGGCUGCGCACAGAAGGAGAUGGAGUGUACACCUUAAACAAUGAGAAGCAGUGGACAAAUAAGGCUGUUGGAGAUAAACUUCCUGAAUGUGAAGCAGUGUGUGGGAAGGUGUAA
Mandrillus leucophaeus (drill) is the source of this 306-nucleotide messenger RNA. Its product is annotated as haptoglobin-related protein-like. The record is from RefSeq and is a predicted model, not a curated record. Bases 22 to 306 code for a protein of 94 amino acids. Lineage: Eukaryota; Metazoa; Chordata; Mammalia; Primates; Cercopithecidae. The transcript is spliced from 6 exons.